Messenger RNA from Pomacea canaliculata, 1146 nucleotides. RefSeq lists its product as uncharacterized. The coding region runs from base 1 to 999 and encodes 332 amino acids. The record is from RefSeq and is a predicted model, not a curated record. Gene Ontology annotation, cellular component: membrane. NCBI's taxonomy places the organism in Eukaryota, Metazoa, Mollusca, Gastropoda, Architaenioglossa, Ampullariidae. The transcript is spliced from 7 exons.
AUGACAUUUGCCUUUAAGAUUCUCAUAAUCGUCGGCUUUUUGUCAGCGUGUUCCGGGUACACCUGGUUGAGUGGAGCAUACAAUGGCUCUGUUUACUAUGCUUGUGUGGGCGACUCAAUCACCUUUCCCUGGGCUGUCAUCCCCUCUGGUACUGAGAGGGUGACCGAUAUGGAAUGGUACUUUAGAGACAAUGACGGCAAUUCUGAAACCAUUGCAACGUACGUGGACGGUGAGUUUUCUGUGCCCCACUCUUCACACCAACGGUUGUUCUUCGCGGAAGAUGUCGGCCUGACCAUCAGCAACUUAACUCAGGAAGAUUUCGGGGAAUACUUUGUUCGUGCAGACAUCAGGAGUGGUUCAUCGUUUGAAACUCAGGCUCUAUACACAUUUCUGCGUCAACCAGAUCCUCCCAGAACCGACGACAACCUGCUGCACGCGCGGAUGUUGCCGGGCGCCGUGUACAGGUCUGGAGACUGGCACGUGCAACUCGCAUGCGGUAGAUUUUCAUCUUGGGGUUCUUCGUCUUUUUCUGUCAAAUGGAAGACCCCUUCAGGUCGCUUAUUGAACAGCGACACUUCAUUAAACAGCAAUUCCAUUUUGAUGUUGACCAACCCGAUCGAAGAAGGAAGCUACUCCUGCUUCAUAGACAUCCAUGAGCCUGCUGCCAGGUAUACAGUGCGCCUAGUCAACGGAAACAAACCAUGGAAUGGAAGACUUGAAGUGAAGUACAACGACACCUGGGGAACAGUUUGCGAUGAUAGCUUUGGCGUGUCGUCUGCUAUUGUCCUCUGCAAAAUGUUUGGACUGAGAGGAAACACCCCAGAGGUGCAUGGUAACGCAUUCUACGGCCAAGGCACGUUGCCGAUCCUUCUGGACGAAGUUGCAUGUUCUGGCAGUGAGACCAACAUCUUUGACUGUCGCCACAACGUCGUUGGUCAACACGACUGCAGCCACAGCGAAGAUGUCGGGGUCGACUGUUUGCCAGCCCUAUCCGUGUAGUAAACAAGAAAACUAAUGUUCCUCUUCCUGUCUCGUGAUUAAUUGUUUGUUGUUAAUUUGCAGUCAUAAGACUUGCAGUCAACAUCUUACAUCAGUGACUCAUGUAGCUGUUCAAUGAUUAUCAUAAAAUAUUGAUCGACAAGAUAA